UGAGUAUCAGAAGUGUCCAGCAGGCGGCGCUGUGAACGUUAGCGCCGCUGUAAAGUCACAACAGAAGCGGAGCUGCAGUGAUCUUUGUCGCUGAGGAUGUUCACUAAGAUCUACACCUGAGCUGAGUUAAAAAUCCUGAGAAUCAUAAGUCUUUAGACCUCAUAAUGGAAUCCACAGAGGUCAGGCUGUGUUCCCUCGAACCUCCACAAGCUCCUGCUGGCUCUGAGCUUUGUGAAGAUGUGCAGACUGAAACCUGUACAGAUUCAGAUGGAGGGACAUCAGGCUCUGUUGACCAUGAAAAACAUAUAAAGAAAGAAGAAGCUGAAGAGGAAGGCUAUAUCUGUGAAGCAGCAUCAGGUCCUGUGGGAUGCAUCACACCUGUGGACCACUACAUCCAUGUAAAAAAGGAAGAACCUGAAGAUGAAGACUCUCUCUGUGGAGAGGCAUCCAGCUCAGUGGAAAACAUCGAGCAACAGGACCGAGGAUUUCAGAUGAAGUGUGUUGAGAUGAAGUGUGUAAAAGAGGAAGAGUCUGAUGAUGAAGACUACCUCUGUACAACUACAGUCUGUGAAAUGACCGAUGCCCAGUUUCAAGUCUUCUCCUGCUCCGGCUGUUCACUUUCCUAUACGUCUCAAAUUUACCUCCACAAACACAUCAGGAGACACCACUAUGAGGAAUAUGAGCGAUUGCUAAAACUGGGAGAGAUCAAAGAUGAGAAUCUUCUGACCACAAGAAGCUCCAGGAUUCAGGAUACAGUCUGCGGUCCCAACAGCAGGAACUCCUCGGAUCGGCGAAUGCAGAAAGACGUCUAUCUCUGCUCGGAGUGUGGGAGGAGUUUUAGUGAUCAGAGUAAUCUGCGACGUCACCAGCGCAUUCACACGGGAGAGAAGCCUCACCGCUGCCUGCAGUGCGGAAAGAACUUCGUUCGGCCGAGCGACCUCCAAAUACACCAGCGUGGUCACACCGGAGAGAGGCCAUAUCACUGCUCACAGUGUGGGAAGAGCUUUACAACCAAGGGCAACCUUCAGAUACACCGGUCAGUUCACACAGGAGAGAAGCCCCACCAUUGUCCAGAGUGUGGCAAGAGUUUUGCCCAGCAGGGUAAUCUCCAGCGGCACCAGCGCAUUCAUAACGGAGAGAAGCCCUAUCACUGCUCACAGUGUGGGAAGAGUUUUAAUCAACAAAGCACUCUUAAAGCACACCAGUUCAUCCACACCGGACAGAAACCGUUCCGCUGUUCCGAGUGUGGGAAGAGUUUUGCCCAACACAGUAAGCUCCAGCGACACCAACACAUUCACAACGGGAAAAAAACUGGCCCCUGCUUCCAGUGUGGGAAGAGUUUCACGACUAAGAGCAGCCUCGUACAACACCAGUGCAUUCACUUAUCUGACACGACCUUCCAGUGCGUACAGUGUGGACGGAGAUUUACUAAUUCAGGAGCGUUUAACGUCCACAAGUGCUCCAACAUGGAGCCUUCACUUUACCUGCCAGGCACACAGUACGUCUGGUCAAAGUGGAUGACUUGCUCCAUCACCUUUCCUAGCCUUGUUGCUAAUGCUUUUGAGAGCACCUUGCAGUCUGUGCAGAGUAAGGAGACAGGGCGCCAGUUCCUAAGGAUCAGAUGCUCCUGCUUUGUCCCCUGCGGAUUUCGCCACAGUAGCACCAGGGUUGCCUCCGCUGAGCCCGGUCUCAACCGCAGGGGGAACGGUCAUGACAGGAUCCAGCAUGGAGGAGGCAGCAGCUAUGGGCUUAACCGCAGGAGGGUCCAUCCAUGCUCUUCUGGAAAACAGCAUUAUAGAGAUGUGGGGACAGAAACUGGUACAGCUUCAGGUGGAGGAACAUCAGGCAAUGAGGAACACAUCACAUCUGUGGAUCAACAGAAACAUGUGAAAAUGGAAGAGGAUGAAGACGAAGUCUAUGUCUGUGGAGGGACAUCAAACUCUUUACAGCAUCUGGACCAACAGAGAAGAUAUCAAAUGGAGCCUGUAAAAGAGGAAGAGUCUGAAGAUGAAUUCUACCUCUGUACAACAGAAAUGAACAGUACCCACUUACAAACCUUCUCCUGCUCUUGGUGUUCCUUUUCCUAUACAUCUGAAACUUACCUCCACAAACACAUCAGAAGAUGCCACUAUGAGGAAUACCAGAGACUGGUGAAGUUACGAGAGAUUAAAGAUGAGACAAUUUCUGCUACUCUGAACGGUAACCCCUCUAACCAGCCAGCGCAGAAGGCAGUGUAUCCCUGCUCACAGUGUGGGAGGAGUUUCACUGACCAGAAAAAUCUCAGACGACACCAGCGCAUCCACACGGGAGAGAAGCCGUAUCCCUGCUCGCAGUGCGAGAAGAGCUUUAAUCAACAGAGUAACCUAAAAGCACACCAGCGCACUCAUGAUGGAGAGAAGCCAUAUCCCUGCUCACAGUGUGGGAGGAGUUUCAAUCGACACAGUAAUCUCCAGCGACACCAGCGCAUCCACACGGGAGAGAAGCCGUAUCUCUGCCCGCAGUGUGGGAAAAGCUUCAUCCAACAAAAUGCUCUUCAGAUACACCGCCGCAUUCACACGGGAGAGAAACCCUAUCACUGCUCCGAGUGUGGGAAGAGUUUUAUUCAACAAAGUGAUCUCCGAAUACACCGCCGCAUCCACACGGGAGAGAGGCCGUAUCACUGCUCGCAGUGUGGGAAGAGCUUCAAUCAACAUCACAUUUUAAAAUCACACCAGUUCAGUCACAGUGGGGUGAAGCCGUAUCACUGCUCGCAGUGUGACAUGCGAUUUUCCCACCACAGUAGUCUCCAUCGACACCGGCGCAUUCACACAGGAGAGAAACCUUAUCACUGCUUUCAGUGUGGGAAGAGUUUUACACAACAGAGUCACCUCAAAGCACAUCAGGCCAUUCACACAGGACAGAAAUAGGAAGAUACAGCCAUGCUACUGAAUAUAUGAGCUUUCUGCUUACACUCUCCACUCCACAGGACAAUAAGCUAGUUUAGGAAUGUGUAGUUUAUUGUAGAAGGUAAGAACACACAGUGUGUCAUUAUGUGCAAUCGUUCUAGAGGUUUGUGGUGAAAUUCAUGCCUCACAGUGCCAGGGCAGAUAUUCAGUCAGCCUCAGCACAUCUACACUACUGAACUUCUUCAGACAGACAGCACUGAGGUUGAAGGAUGGAAACUCCUUUUGUGUUAAACAGUGGAAUCUGUUCAAAUGUAAAGAAUUACAGUAAAGUCUUUUUACUAAAGUGGGGUUUGAUCCGAUUUUAAUCCAAGCUGGUUUUUCCCUCCUCCCAAUGAUUAUCACCAUGGUUACACAUGUCUGACAUCACACUUACGCCAGAAAGUUAUGAAGAAAAUAUUGCUCAGGGUUUCGCCUGAAUCACAUGCUGCUUCAUUACUACAUUAAAAAAAUCAAAUAAAGAAAGUCCAAUACAACUGGUCAGUUAAGCAGGAUAGAUUUGUUGAAAAAUCAGAGAGAAAGGUGUUCUACGGACACAGCUACUGGUUUUUCUUUUCUAUUCUCUCCAGUUUUUGCUAUAAUUUUGUACUAAUUCAUAGGGAGAAAUCAAUUUAAAUCAGUCCUAUGUGUUGUAACAGAUCUGUAUCAGAAUGAUAGUUUAUUGGACCACAGCAUUUUAAAUUCUAAUCCAUUUUAAGCAGUUUGAUUCAGAUUUAAAUGGACAGUCUGUUAUUGUGCCCAGAACAUGGGAACAGUGGACAAAGUGAUCUACCUUAUAGUAUUACAUUAAUGUUCUAAUAAAAAGUAGAAUAAGGCACCUUUGGAAUUGAAAAUCAGCUGGUCGAGUCCUGGAUUAGCAUUAUGGAGACUAUCACGCCAUGCUAAGUCAAUAAUGAAUUCAGAAAUUACGCUGACCGAUUAGUUCCUCAGGAGCUCUUGGUUGCUGUUGUAGAAAGGACAUUAUUUACAUUUACAUUAUUUACUGUCUAGUGUCACCCAAAUGAGGAUGGGUUCCCUUCUGAGCCUCAAGGUCAGAUCAUCUCAGGGAGUUUUUCCUCACCAUUGUCACCUCAGGAUUCUCAUUAGCGAUAAAUAUUAGGGAUAAAUAGUAAUUUAACUUUAUUAUUUUUAUAAUUUUUUCUGUUUCUAUACUUCUGUAAAGCUGCUUUGAGACAAUGUCCAGUGUUAAAAGGGUAUACAAAUAAAUUGAAUUGAAUUAUGCUAGCUGAAAAAAGCUUUUCACCAAAGAUCAGAGCAGAAAAUACAAGGAAUUACAGCACCAAUAACAUUUCUUCUUCUUCUUCUUAUUAUUAUUAUUAUUAUUACAGUGCAAUAAACUGCGUGCUCCAGCAGGUGGCACUGUAAAUAUGAACUCCACCAUACACUCACUGUAGAAGACAAGCUGCUUUUUUAAUCCUGUUAGUUCCCGUUUCAUCUCUACAUGAGAUUUCCAGCAGCAUAUAUGAGUGAUUUUACAGGAAAUUCCUCCGUCUGUAUUUGAGAAUGUUCACCACUUUAAAUCUACUAGAAACUCUGAGAUAAUUUAAACUAGCUGAUCUGUUUUGCUAAUAGUUAAUGGCCAAAUCCCAAAUGACCCCCUCCUCCCUUUAAAGUGCAAUACAUGGUGUAUUCACACUAAUUAGUUCACUAAAUAGUCAGAGAGGCAUCUGGGGUUGAGUUUUAGUGAAAACAUGACUGGUUUAGCUGUGGCUAAGGCUAUCUGUCUUUCUAUUGUCUAUAUGAAAAAGUGAAUGAAUUUAAUUGUGGACCUUUAAAAACAAAUCUCGAACAAUCAGGUGGAGAAUUAUGUCUGGAGCAAAACAGCAGAGGAGUUUGUAUUUGAAGAGAAUAGUCACGUGUAUCAGUAAGUUUAAGGUUACAGAAGUAAAAUGAAAUUUUCUCUGACCCACAAACAUGAUAGUUACCUUAAAUUCUUCAUUGCAGGUUCACCAGACCUCUCCUGCUAAUCACACAUUGGGAAAUUCACACACAUUUUUGCUGCAGUGAACAUGGUGCAUAACACUUUCACACACCUUUAGUGACACGUGAAGUGUUUUGUACAUCCACAGAUUUUUGUAUCGCAAACACAAGUUAGUAAGUAGACCUGCUUCAGUCUUCAGCUAAGAGUCACAAAAGCUGUUUUUUUUAACAUACAAGUAAGUUCCCACACUUUCACUUCAGCAUCUUGUAUCUCUGUGAAACAUGCACAGACAGGGAUAAGUAAGAACACUCAACUUUAACACUUCAACUCUAUUGGGUCAGCAGCAGUUGCUGUUGGUCAUGUCGCUGGAAGUCACAGAUCUCACUGAAAAUAAGUGAGUCUCUGUCUGUGUGAACGAAGCAGAACAGAGUGGAAAUUGUUGCUAAUUCGCAUAAUACAGAAAUUCAAAAUGCAACACAGCAUUAUCAUUAAAUAAAUUUGUAGCCUGCAUUUGUAACGGGGAACGAGCGCUCAACACAGACUGAUCGCUGAGAAGCCUCCUCAUGUUGUCUCGGUUUUUUUUACAAUUUGUUUUGCUCAUUAUGCAAAUCUCUCGUUAAGUGAGGUUUAACUGUAUAAUGAUAUUUAUAAUAUUUAAAUUUUUACACUCAGCAUCACAUGCAUAUGGAUGCCUAUAGCAUUAUGCAUUAUACAUUAUGCCUUAUGCCAAUGUGUUCUAAUAAGAAAGUUAAUUCUUCCUUUCCUGUCGUACUCCACCUAGCAUAUUUCACCUCACUUGUUCUACCUCACCUUGCCUAUAUCUCACCUAAACAACCUUAACUAGCUCACCUUUCCUAGUCUACCCUGUAGGUGUGUGCACAAGACUGUUAAGCUUUAAUGAAUUGUUUGGCAGAUGUGUGUGUGUAGGUGAGUGUGUGCCUAUGCAACUGUGUAGGCACAGGUAGGUGGUGUGAAUUAGAUUGGACUAUAUAGCCUUCAAAGAGCACAGUGUUAAUGAGGAGGAAGGUUCUUACAGGAUGCCCUGUCAACACCCUAACCCUAACCCCAUUCUGUCCUUCAGACUGAACUCCCAAAUGUGCCACAGUUGGAGCAUUACUUAUUUCCAGACCACUAAAGACCAUUAAAUUAGGUAACUUUAUGCUUUAGACGAUCAUGAUUUGAGCCCCGAGUGUGGCUUUUUCACUAGCCAAUGGGGAAUUGAACCCAGGUCGCAGCAAUGAGAGCACGGGAUCCUGCCACUGAACCACCAGAAGGCUACAUGUAUAUAUGCAUGUAUAUAAUCUUUGACGGAUCUGUAGCAAUGCCUUUGCUAGACACAACAUGCCCAAGUUGGGUGACAGAGGAACUGCAGAAUUGACAUUUGUCCAAGGACAAUUUUACCUUCCUCUUUCAGUCUGUCCAGCAAUUUAAGAAGGUGCCAUUCAUCUUCCUCUAAUGUCUCCCUCUAAUGUCUCCCCAAUCAUCCCCGAUGAUGUCAGCCAGGUACAGGUACUCCUCCAGGUGUGUCAUCCAAGUACUCUUUUCUCUCCAUCAUUUUUUUGCCUAGUCUCUCCUUCCACUCUGGAAGCACAGGAGAAUCACCAAAGUUAAAUGACAUUUGAGACACUUCAGAUGUAGGGGAUUUAGACUUCUCUUUUAUAGGCACUGCAUUCACCACAUCCACUAGGAACAAAUGCACAAUAGAAACUCCAUGUUUCACGGUCACUUCAUGGUAGGCCAUGUUCCUUAUGCCAAGUUCACUCUGCAACAUUUUAGCCCUGAUUUUCGGUUUCAGAUUUUGUGAAAUCGCCGACUAAUGCCCAAUAUUGAAGGCAAAUCGGCGCUUGUGCACUGGAGUGACAAUCACCCAGUGUUAUGCAUCACCGAUACCCGUGAAAUAUUUGGCAUGCUAACUAUCUGGAUCUGUCGCAACUCAAAAUCCUGCAGUGUGAAAGGAGUUCUGACUGGAAAAUACAUUGCCAAUGAGAGAAUGAGAUACAGGGCAGUGGGAAGUUCAGGGAGGAGUUAUAGACCACAAUAUCAGCAAGCAUGGCUCGGGUCAGAACACAAUAUUAUAGUUUAUUAGAGUUUAGAGGUUUUUAUCAGAAAAAAUGUCUUCAAUAUAGUUAUAUCAGAAUAAAUAAGCUUUACAAUAGCAUCAAACAGAAAUAAAGCAGAAACAUCUACUUGACCAGCCGCAUCAGCAGCAGCACAUUGCAAAAUUAUUCAUUUGUUCAAUUCUGCAGAAUGCCCAAUCCUUGUUCCACACACUGACCAUUUGGAUGAACUUUUUGCGGGGUUCCAUUUCUAGUCUCACGCGAGAACUCUGAUCUCACAUGUGAUCUUGCAUUAUUUCCUUAUUAUUUCUGGCGUACGUUCGGUUGUGAAAUGCAGUUUGCAGACCAGACAGAGUUGUUGGAGAUUCUUCCUAUUGUGAAGUCAUGCAGUGUGAAACCUUCUGUCCGAUCCAUCGUGCAGUGUGAACACAGCAGCAACUGAAUGCUCCCCCAGAUGGUCAAGCAGUGUGAAAACAACAGUGAUCUGACUGCAGUGUGGGAUUAGAGUGAUUGAGAUGCGUUGGCCAAGAACCACUGUGGAUUUUUCCACCACAGGCAUCACCAAAAGCUGUUCAGGAAAACAUCUCUCCUCUGGGCAUUCUAUGAUAAGAGCUUGACUACAGCAAUUUCCUAGGAACCUUGGAAUGCCACUCUACCAGGUGGCAGGUUAAGAUGCUUGGCUCCGGUGAACCAAACUGUUCCUGUUUUUAGCUCUGCUGUGUCAUCAGGACAUGUCUGAAGUUUCUCAUAAGCCUCCUUUAUGGCUGGAUAGACAGAGAGGGAACUGAUGAAAUUAUUACCCUGUUUUGUUUGCAGAGUUGAAAUAAUCUCCUUACUAUAGAUGUGUUUGUUCCAACCAACAGGGACACCUCCCCUUUCAUUACCAGAUCUGGACAUACAAGUACAAGUGUUUCAAUGGUUUCUGCUGCACCAACUGUAUCCCCAGUGAACUUAAGCUUCAAGCACAGAUAGCCAUCAUAUAGAUACUGAUUUGCAAUAAGGCCCCAUAUCUGAAGACAUUCAAAUGGUGUCAAUGGCAGAUGCUUCAGAUACUUGUGAUAAAAUGAGCGAUACAGUAAGGCUUUUGCAUAAAUGCCCUCAGUUCGCACAGAAACAAGAGAGCUUGGUCCUACUAGACCAUCCAGCAGACUAGCCUUCCUUUCUUGUAGCAUGUUACAUUUUGUGGAAUGUAUUCUCCCUGGGGCAUCAGGCCAUUCCUCCUGAGCCCCUUAGGAGUUUAACACCAGCUGUUUUGUUUUCAAGAGGCACUUAUUCACGUUUCUUAGAUUUUCUGGAUUUCCACAUUCACGUUGGAAAUGUCUGUCCUCGCCACAUUUAUAACAAAAAACAUUCGCACGAUACUUUGGGUUGUGAUUUUUCACAGGAUGAUGUGCCAAUGAGUUCAUGACAGGUCUCUGGUUGCUAUCUGGCCGUGAAUGUAUUACAGCAUUCCCUGAAGUAGCUACAGAAGCUGAAAGCAAUUGUUUGACCUCACUCUUUAAACCUUGCAAUUCUUGGUUGGAGUGGUGUAAUCGAGACCGUAGUACACUCUGCUCGCCUAACUGCUGUGAAAUCAACUUUACAAUCUGUCUUUCAAAUAUCAUCCCCUCUUCCUCUCUGACUUCACAAAGCAAUUCAGUGAAGCUAGGAGGGGACUUAAGUUUGUACGUCAUUGUUAUGCAGAGACCAUUGAGGUCGUGAGAUAAAGCUCCUCUUGUGAAUUGUUCAAUACAUAUUUGGUUCAUGUCAGCCACUUCAAUUCCAUCUCUGUGAUGACUGCAUGCAAUAGGUUAUCUAGUCUGAGUAAGUAUGCUGACAGUCUUUCGCCUUCCUGUGUGGAGUAUGUUACAGAACUUCACCAUGAGUUGAAAGCAGUCUCCAGCGCUUUUAGAUAGUCAUUGGCAGUUGCAUGGGGAUUACUGACUCUUACCGGACUAUAUCUGCUGCUGGGCCUUUAGGGCUUUCAGCUAUUUUUUGUUUCUUAGUGAUAUCAGAACACUGCCACUCAUCCAACAUAUGGACAGUGUGGUCCACUCAAGCCUCAUAUUCUUCCUCUCCAUGAGGAGUUGGGUUCACCCCUGAGAACAAGUGGAGUUUACGUUAGCUCUGACUCUCUGCAGGUAUGCUCUGACACCUCUUCACCAAUGAGGAAAUGGCAUUCACCAGCUUUGUAUCUAGGUUUGGGGCUGCAGUGGAAGCAGGAGUAGGGGUAAGGAUUCCUGUAAUGUCAGAUAAAGUCUUCCCCUCAUUUGCUAGAAAUGGCAAUAACUUUGUUUGGAAAUGUUCCUAUUCAAUGGGAACUUGGUAACCCUGGGUGUGACCAACACUGACAACCCAAGGCCCUAACUCAUCUUCAGCUACUAACUGUUCUGGUAUGUUAGCCUUAGUCAUGUCAUUGGAAGUCUUAAUUAACACUAACUGGCCCUUGUUAUUGUGUCCUAAACACCUCCCUCUUAUUUUGCAAUGCCCAAAUAUUUUAGCCCCAUAUAGGACUUGGUAAAGCACUUCAUCAGUUACAUUAACAGAAACCUCACUCAAAACAACUGCUUUUUGUAGUUCAAUACAUUUGCCUUCCCGCCAUUUAAGUAUCUGUUCAGCUUCCAUGUUAAUUUCACCUAAAAUCAGCAAAAACAAACAAACAAAAAUAAAUUUUGUUUACAAGGAAAGCACUCCAAACCACAGAUUUUUUUGUCUCAAGUGAAAAACCCUCUAUAUCCUCAAUAUUGAGAAGCCACACAGUGCAUGAGAAGUGAAUUGGUGAUGGAUCAGUGAGAUUAUUACCUUAGAGAUGUGUCUAAAAGAGCACUAUAACUAGCUACUUUGUGUCUGGCUUGGAGCAGAGAGGCCUGGUUCACAUGUUAUAUAGCUAUGCUGCUAAUGUGAGCGCAAACUCCCGUGCAUUAUGUGGCGAUGACUAGGUUCUUUGUGGCAUAACACAGCAUACAGACAUAAACUGUACAUGGAGUAACACAUCGGAACAUUUACUAUUCAACAAUAUCUAUAGAAUUCUCAGAAGUUAGAGUUUCCCUAAUGGUUUUGAAACAAGCCAACCACAUACAAACAAACAAACAAAAAAGACCAUUUAAAAUACCUGAAGAGUGAAAUAUACUAUAUAUUUCUUCACAAACCCAUUAUUUAUCCUCUGACAAAGUUUACAUUACUCAGUCAUAUUCAACACAUUUUAGGUUGAUUGUUUUUUUCCAAAACAGUUCAAGUCUUACUGAAAGCCCUCAAAUGAUCUGAAAUAAAAUCCAGUCAUCAUACUAUUGCACCUAAAGUAAAGAACUUAAAACAAAAACAUUACAUCCUCCCACUUAAACCUAUUUGUGUGCCGUUACUUUAUUUCCCGAUGAUCAGGUUCCUGAAAUGAAGCCUUUGUUCUAAGAGGGUGUGUUAAUUUGGUAGGUGUGUGGUGCAGGGUAACAUAACAUAGUUUAAGAUUACAAUGUACUGCUACUUUAAUCAGUUGAUCUUGAAUCUUGAUAUCCUAUUUUCCUCUAGUCUGAAUUUCCACACACGCACACCUAGUGGCGAUUUACUGUGUGAGAAAUCCUACAGGGACAUGGAGAGAACAUUGAAACUCAACCCAGGAAUUGUGAAGAGAUACCACUACCCACUGUACCGCCACACUGCCCUCCAUAUAGUUAUAUAUAAUGACCCCUAUAUAGUACUUGUUUUCUUUCACUCAGAAACUUUUUAGUGGAGUUAAUAGAGGAUUAAUUAUAUCAACUCUCAUCAAUCGUGUCUCAUUGUCAAGUUCAAGAGAUUAUACCCUUCCCUUAAAUAGGUUUCUUAGGAAAUGGAGAAGAGGCAAUAGAUUGUUGUUUCUUGGAUGGCAUCUGUGAUAUAUCAGUGAGGAAGGCCACCUCUACCUCUUCCUGUUGAUCCUCUGCACAAAGGUAAGAGGCUGAGCCACAGGCAUGUUCAGAGGAAUCAAAGAAAAUCUGUGUCUAUGAAUUGGUUGGUUUAACACCAUGGAAGAACAAUGUGCUGUAAGACAGGUAGCUCCUCCUCCCACUCCAUCCAGGUCUGCAGUAGGCCUGUAGAGAUCUGUAGGCAAAUGGAUAUCAUCCCAGGCCCUUUUAUCAUCCCACAGGUGCUGCACUAUGAGCUUGGCUUUUGUCAUGGCUUUUGCCCUAGGAUGUAAGUGUCUUAUCGUUGAAAGGUGGCUCCUAUACCACUGCCUCAACUCAAAACCUCCUUGUGCCAAUAAGCUUUAGAGUUUAUCAACCAGACCUUUAGCCUCUUCCACCACAGUGAGGCUUUGCAGACAGUGGUCUACAUAGAAAGACUUCAGGACAGAAUGGCAGACAUCUUCUCCAGGUUGGCUGUAUCCCAGGACAUGUUUUUGUUGUGUAAAGACUGCAUAGCAAGGACUGCUUAUGGUGUCAAAUGGGAGAACCUGCUAUUCAUAAACUCUGGGGGGUCUCUGUAACUUUAUGUUUCAUUGUUUUGUGCUCAAGGCUUUCAAAUGCUUCCUGGUCUUGUCUGAAUCUAGUCCAUUUGCCAGAGUCUCUCCACUUGAUUUAAAAGGUCUGUUCAAGCAGAGAGAUUGAAGUGAAGAGACACUGCUGAGCAGAUACCUCAUGUGUUAGAUGUUGUAGAGGCCCCUGUAAAGUCCAGCCAAGAUGUGUCUUGAUGGCCACUGGCCCCUUGGAGGGCCUAGGUGGAUUAGCUCCACUGGUGUACUGUGGUGGUGGUAAUCGGAUCCGAUGAGCCAGACAGGAUGGACUACUUGUAGAUGGUGCAAUGUGAACCCAGUUCAAGUCUUACCAAAAGCCAUCAAGAUCAAACAAAUGAUUUGGAAUAAAAUCCAGUCAUCAUACUGUUGCACCUAACAUAAAGAAAUAAAUUUGAAACAAAAACAUUACAUCCUUCCAGUUAAACCUUUGAGAUGUGCCAUCAUUUUACUUCCUGAUGCUCGGAUUCAUGAAAUAAAGUCUUUGUUCUAAGCGGGUGUGUUAAACUGGUAGGAGUGUGGUGCAGGAAUUCAUAACAUGGUUUCAGAUUAAAAUGUCCUGCUACUUUAAUCAAAAUGUUAAUCUUCAGAAAUUAAUGGCUACAAAGCAUCACUGAUCCACCUCCAGAUUUCACACUGAGGUUUUUCAUCAAACAUUAAAGGGAAGAUGAACAAAAAAUUACAAUUUAUUCAGACAUCAAUAUCACAUUUUCCUCCAGUCUGAAUUUCCUUUGAAGUGUGCUGGACUAAAAAAAAACACACAAUCAAUUCAUUUGUUCAUUCAGCUUCAGUAAGCAAUCUACCCUAGGCAGGGUCAGGGGGGAUUGGGAGUCUGUACUGGGAACACUGGGCACAAGGCGUGAGGGUUAUCUUCUGAUGGAAUGGCAGUCCAUCCCAGUGCACCACACACACACACACACAUCCCAAGGGGUAAUUUACUGUAGCCAGUGAGGAAUCCUACAGAGAUGGGGGAGAACAUGAAAUUCCAUGUAGACAGUAACAGGAGCUCAGGAAGCCAAGAACUGUCAAAAGACACCACCACUACCCACUGUACUACCACACUGCCCUCCAGUGACCCCUACAACCUGUUCCAAUGUGUCAGAUUAAGGCUCAUGUAAAGGUCAGGUCCUGGGUUAUAUGUAGCAGUCCCAGAAGCUGAUGAGGUUUUUGAUAAGAUUAAAUGAGCGAAGCAGAUGAGAUGGAAAUCACGUGUUAAAUUUAAGUCCAGAUUUUGUCUUUGGUGACUGUCUCUCUGGAACUUUUUAGGGUGUGGAGAGAAAAUAGAUCAGUUAUUUCUACUUAAUUAUUAUUAGUCCUGAGAAAUAAUUACUGCAGCAUACCACCAGGUCUGUAUAUAAUCUGUGUGAGUUAUCAGGCUGUGAGAGAAGCUUCACAGCUCGCUGUUCUAAAUCUUCACUCUUCUUCACACGAGUGCUUUAGUUCCUUCAGCUUUGGAGUGAAAUCUGCAGGCAGCAUGAAGGAGUUGAUGCUGUGUGUGAUCUUGUUUGCUGGAGCUUUGACUGCUAUUAAACCCCUGAAAUUCCCUGAAAUUGCCCCGUGUCCCAAGCUGUGUUACACUGGUUUGAUCGUGAUGACCCCAGCGGGAACGGAGAUUAUGAAACCCUCACUGAACUGAGAGUGGAGAAUCCAGGGAGCAUCUGCAAGUGACCCUACUCCAUUCAGGCUCAGACACUGACCGGUGUUGAUGUUAAUAAAACUGGACAAGUGAUUGAAUACUAUGACACAGAGAUUGGGUUUGCAUGUGUGAACGCUCAGCAGAAAAAAUCCCAGUGUUUGGACUAUAAGGUGCGCUUCGCAUGCCCGUGUCAGUUGUUGACUCAGGAACCUGACCCAGUUCCAGGUGGACCAUACUGAAACGUCCAGUCACUUUUUUUCUGUUCUUAACUCACUGUAGUUCUAUGUAUCAUCAGUUCUUUCCUUUAAUAAAUCUGCUCCUCUCUUUAUAUCCUCCAGACUCAUCCCUUUAUUAUUUAGUCAGUUAUGUUACCUUCAGGAGCAGAGUGGUCAGUGCCUCGUGUUAAUCAUUAAGUCUUUAUUAGUGUGAUUCAUGUGGUGUCUCUUUCCCUCUGUUCUUUCAUGAAAUAAAUCAA
This is a messenger RNA of Hemibagrus wyckioides, 13490 nucleotides long. RefSeq names its product zinc finger protein 709-like. Bases 165 to 2906 code for a protein of 913 amino acids. Gene Ontology annotation, biological process: regulation of transcription by RNA polymerase II. Gene Ontology annotation, molecular function: DNA-binding transcription factor activity; RNA polymerase II cis-regulatory region sequence-specific DNA binding. The record is from RefSeq and is a predicted model, not a curated record. The transcript is spliced from 17 exons. Lineage: Eukaryota; Metazoa; Chordata; Actinopteri; Siluriformes; Bagridae.